CCUGUUCGGCGCUGAUCUCCUCGGCUGCCACGUCGGGUGGGUGCUGAGCCGACGAGGAGGACUCCUGGUCAGAUGCCAGCUGAAGCUGCUGAACCUGGAAGAUCAAGGGCUGUUAAAUUGUAUUCAGGGCCCAGUGCAAGCGUGUGUUCACUAUGAAGAUUAAGAAUCCAAAGGGGAGGAAGAAAAUCCGAUGGUCGUACGAAAUGGAGUCAUUCAUGGUAGAGUUUUAUAAGAAAAACCCGGCGCUGUGGAACUAUCACAGUGCUGAAUACACAAGUCGAAUUGUCCAGAAUAGACUGUAUUCUCUGCUGGAAGUGCAGCUGAAAGACAGAUAUCCGAUCUUCAGGCAAUGGUUUUCACGUGUGCGGAUCAAGGCGAAGUUCUACAGUAUGCAGAAAUACUACAGACUUGUGAAGAUGCGGGCGACAAUUUGUGGCAAUUCAACAUUCGAGUGGAAGCACUUCAGCGACUUCGCGUACUUCGAUGCAGUGCUGGAGCAUCCAAAUGGCUCAGAAGGGAGCACAUCUGCUGGCCAGGCGGGCGUCUUCACGGACGACAUGGACGAGGAGGCGGACGAACAGAUCGUGAUAGAGCAUCCCAGCUCACAUGAACUCCUCUGUGUGAAUGAUAUGGACACGAAGGAGAGCAUAGUGAUUUCCAGUGAUGAGGAUCUGGAUAUUUCUGGCGCGAACAUCAAGCGCGAGUCCGCGAUGUCUCAGAGACGCAGGGCUCAGUCGAUGUUCAGGGACUUUCCCGAUCGCUCAGACACACCCGCAACGACAUCACAGUCCGGCGUGAUGAAUGGCACGUCGAGGGACGACGGCAUAAGACUGGAGGAUCAGAAAUUCUGUGACUUCCUCGCAUCACGCAUGAAAGACAUGACAAAGGAGCAAGCAAGAGACAUCCAAAUGAAGAUUCUCAUGCUGCUCAACAAAGAGUGCUAAACAGGGGCCC
This is a messenger RNA of Phlebotomus argentipes, 954 nucleotides long. RefSeq lists its product as uncharacterized. The coding region runs from base 153 to 944 and encodes 263 amino acids. NCBI's taxonomy places the organism in Eukaryota, Metazoa, Arthropoda, Insecta, Diptera, Psychodidae. The record is from RefSeq and is a predicted model, not a curated record. The transcript is spliced from 3 exons.